This is a messenger RNA of Odocoileus virginianus texanus, 1629 nucleotides long. It is a transcript of the gene TMEM80, whose product is annotated as transmembrane protein 80. NCBI's taxonomy places the organism in Eukaryota, Metazoa, Chordata, Mammalia, Artiodactyla, Cervidae. The record is from RefSeq and is a predicted model, not a curated record. Gene Ontology annotation, biological process: non-motile cilium assembly. Gene Ontology annotation, cellular component: ciliary transition zone.
GCGGGGCCCGGGGCCAAGAUGGCGUCCCCGCGGCGAGGGAGAGCUUCCUCCACGGUGGUAUCCUGCUGCUCGGUCCCCUGGCCCUCUGUCAGCCCAGGACUCAGGCCUCCACCCACGGCACCUGCAGUUGGCUCCUGGCUCCUGCUUUUUGCUACUUUAAGCCCCACCCCCACCUGUCCUGUCAGUUCUGAGUGGGAGGGGCUUCCCCUGCCAGGUGGAGAGAGUUGACAGACCUCCUCCACCGUGCCUCCUGCUCAGCCCCGCGCUGGGGGGCAGCUGCCUGACUCCCACCCAGGAGGCACAGGAAAAUGAAAACCCUCCCCUGGAACACUUAGAGAAAUGACAAGUGUUCAGAGCUGAGUAAAGCUCUGGGCAAAAAAUUUAACUGUUUCCCCCACCCCCACCCCCUUCCCUUAAAAGAAAGACAUUUUCUUUGAACAAAAUGAGGAAAAGUCACUUUCUGCUUUCAGGCUGGGACCCAGAUCAGGGUGAUGUACCUGGAAGCCGACCUACCGCUUCCAGCCUGCUGUCACCAGAGAUGCUGCUCUGCCUGAGUGGAACGUACUAUGCCCUGUAUUUCCUAGCUACGCUCCUGCUGCUCGUGUAUAAAAGUCAGGUUUUCACUUACCCUCACAGUUACCUGGUCCUCGACCUGACUCUGCUCUUUCUGAUGGGGAUUCUGGAAGCAAUUCGUUUAUACUUCGGUGCCACGGGCAACCUGACGGAGGCCGAGGUGCCGCUGGCCGCCAGCCUGGUCCUCACCGUGGGCGGCGCCCUGCUGUCUGCCUACUUCCUGCUCUGGCAGACCCUGGUGCUGCGAGCAGACGCAGCCCUCGGCGCUCCGCUCCUGGCACUCCACAGCCUGGAGGCCAUCCUGGAGGUGGUGGCCAUCGCUGCCUUCCUCAGCUAGGCGAACAGUGCCAGGCCCGUGGGACAGCCCUGGACAGGAGCCCCUCCUCAGGGCAGACGGUGCCCCGGCUGUCACUUUGAGCAGGAAGGGCAUCUUCGUACUCACCAGCCACAGUGUUAGAGAGACUGUGUUUGCAGCAGGGUGUCUGUGAGGCAGAGGUGGGGCUGAGCACCAGGGCAGAACAGAGUGCUGCAGCAGGGCCAGGCAGCCCUGGGCAGGCUCGGGGGGCAGGGUGAGGGUGGAAACUGAGAGGGUUCCGGUUCUGACUGGUGACCCCUGGGGUGCGGGAUGAUUGAGACCCUUCAGAAAGCAGGCGGCCAGGUCAGAGCCUCCUAGGGUCCAAGGCGCCCCACCCCAGGCAGGGGCUGGAGCUCUGUGCUCCCCCUGCAGCUGCAGGGCAGCUCGGGGGUCCUGGGCUCUGCCUCCCACAGGAGGUACUCGCUGGCUGCCUAAUCCCCCUUUGCCUGGGGCUUCUGAGGAAAGGUGAUCCGGAUACCGCAGACAUGGGGAGCUGGCGGCAGCGUUCUCUGGGGAUUUGUGUCAUUCACAGAUCCUCUGUGAGUGCUCCUGGGGAAACCUGAGCUGGUGUUUUCUAGUGACCUUCCUGUAUUUGUUUCAGUUGCACAUUUUCUCUGUUUAGAAUAACACUGUGCUUGAAUAUCUAGAUAUUUUCUCUUCAUUGUAUCUUUAAAAUAAAGGAACGUUUGUACCUCUCUGAA